GAUACAUAUAUAUUGGGCUAGACAUUCAUCACUUUAUAAAAAUAUCGAAGAUUUUCUUCAAGGAAACCCUCUUGCCAAUAAGGUAUUCAUACAAACAGAUAAUGAAGAUGACUGGAGAUUUUAAGGACAAGCUGGGUGAAGGAGGUUAUGGCAUUGUUUAUAAAGGAAAGCUACGUAGUGGACCUUUGGUUGCCAUAAAGAUGUUGAACAAAUCUAAGGCUAAUGGGCUAGAGUUCAUGAGUGAAAUUGCAACCAUAGGAAGAAUACAUCAUUCCAAUGUGGUGAGACUUGUUGGAUUUUGUGUUGAGGCCUCAAAACGUGCUCUUAUUUAUGAAUUUAUGCCCAAUGGUUCUCUCGAUAGAUAUAUUUCCUACAAAGAGGGUUCUAUCUCUCUAGCUUAUCAUCAAAUGUACACAAUAUCUCUUGGAGUGGCUCGUGGUAUUGCAUAUCUGCAUCAAGGUUGUGACGUGCAAAUUUUACAUUUUGAUAUCAAGCCCCACAACAUCCUUCUUGAUGAGAACUUUAUUCCCAAAGUUUCAGACUUUGGUCUUGCAAGACUUUAUCCAAUUAAUGGUAGUAGUGUCACUUUGACUGGAGCAAGAGGAACAAUUGGUUAUAUGGCUCCAGAGUUGUUCUAUAAAAAUAUUGGAGGAGUGUCCUACAAGGCUGAUGUUUAUAGCUUUGGAAUGCUUCUAAUGGAAAUGGCAAAUAGAAGAAGAAAUUUGAAUCCGUAUGCAGAUCAUUCAAACGAGCUUUCCUUCCCUUAUUGGAUUUAUGAUCAAUUGGUUGAAGAAAGAGAAAUAGAAAUGAGAGGAGCUACCGAUGAGGAAAAGAAUAGUGUUAAAAAGAUGUUCAUAGCUGCUCUAUGGUGUAUAUAA
Lotus japonicus is the source of this 878-nucleotide messenger RNA. Its product is annotated as rust resistance kinase Lr10-like. The transcript has a single exon. Lineage: Eukaryota; Viridiplantae; Streptophyta; Magnoliopsida; Fabales; Fabaceae. Gene Ontology annotation, molecular function: protein kinase activity; ATP binding. Gene Ontology annotation, biological process: protein phosphorylation. The record is from RefSeq and is a predicted model, not a curated record. Bases 102 to 878 code for a protein of 258 amino acids.